CUUGACUUGAGUUUACUCUGACGGGACUGGAUUGGAUUGGACUGGACAUGAACCCUUUUUAAAAUCCCUUAGUCUCUCUUUCUCUCUUUCUUACACCCUCUCUCCAUCUGGAUCAAAACGACGAGGCUUCCCGGCUUAUAUCUUCUUCAAUAUUCUUCUUUCAUCUUUAUACAAUCUACGGAUUUUCCAAUCUCAGACCUACAAUAAAUCCCUUUUAUUUCUUGCAGAGAUACAACAGCUACAUCAACCAUUACCACUGUCAUCAAGUUGACAUUUCCUUGAACUUCUUAUUAACCCCUUCCCGAUAGAAAGAGAUGUCUUCAUCCAUCUCGCCUUCUACUCCAUCCUCCUCAUACCCACCUCUCCCACCAAGCCGGAUAACACGGAACUACUCCGAAGACGAGGAGAACAACAUCACCGAGACAUCAUCUCCAACAGACGACGACAAUGACCACGACCAAGACCAAGACAAGAAUGACAUCCGAUUCUCCACGGCCACGAGCAGUUCUUCCUGUCCUCCUCCUUCUCCUUCCCCUGCGUACGAACAACCCAUGACCUUUUCCACCGUGAUCGACAAGGACCACGACACCAUCAACCGCCUCGCGGGACGCUUGAGAAGAUCCGGAACCGCUUCUCCCGAACGAGCACGACUGUUGCGAGAAGUCACUUGGCGACUCGUCCGUCACGACGUCUCCGAGGACCUCGUCAUGAGGCCCGCGUUCGUGGCCCAGUUGGGUCAACAAGGUCAAGAAAUGGCCGAGCACGACCGGCAGGACCACGACCGUGCCAAAAAUGAGCUGCUUGCUCUGUUCGAGGUUGGACCCGACCGCCCCGAUUUCGUCUCUGUUCUGGAUCGCUUGUUUGCCGAACUGCUCGAGCACAUGCGAGUCGAGAGCGGCGAACAGAUCCCGGCCUUGGAACGAAUGCUCGACCCUCUCGAGAGUCAGAGGUUGGGGAAAGAGUACAUCCGGACCCAAAUCUUGACGCCGGACUUGGAAUUGACGAUGGACGACAACGACAGAGGUCUCAAAGUCAAAGUUUGGAAGGACGUCGAGGACUACGCGAGGACGGAUUUAUCGACGUUUAAGAAGAUUUAUGCCAGAGUAUGUCAACAACAAAAUAAGACACGACGGGCGGGUCAUGAAAAGGGAAAAUUAUAAGUUUAAUGGUUGGCAUGUCAUUACCAAGGCUUAGAGCCCACAUGUCGAUAAUGGCAAGCCUCGUCCUCGUCACUGCUUUAUUACUACCAAUCAGGAAUCAAUUGGUUGCUUUUCGAACUGUCUUCGUUCAACACCUUCCUCGCCGCCUCUCUCCCACAGACCGGCAACCUCUCGACUUCCUGUUCCCUCCCCUUUUCGGCCGUCUUGAACGUGUCGGGGAUGAGCUUCGGAUCGAUCAGGCCCACCUGCACCAACACCGAGGCCUGGUCCCAGUGGACGUGUUCGUGGACCAACUUGCCGCCCCUCAUGCACACCACGCUCACCAGCACGACCUCUACCUUUUUCUCCGUGGGCGGGACGCCGGGCAAUAUCCACGGUAUCUCGGUCGUGUGCGUGAACCUGACAAACAUCUCGUCCACGACCCGGUCGACUCCCACGGUCCGACUGAGCAACCUCAUCGACAGGUCGGACGGGUUGUUGUCCAUGAAGAAUUCUUCGUAGAAGCGGUGGAGUUCUUCGUGCCCGACCCCUCCCGUCAUGGUGGGGACGUGGUUCACGUGCGGCCGCUGGGGUUGAGCCACCAUGGUGGCCACGGUCUUAUCCGUGUCCCGGUCCGCGAACUCGAGCCGCGUGUGG
Exophiala oligosperma is the source of this 1796-nucleotide messenger RNA. RefSeq lists its product as uncharacterized. The coding region runs from base 315 to 1160 and encodes 281 amino acids. Lineage: Eukaryota; Fungi; Ascomycota; Eurotiomycetes; Chaetothyriales; Herpotrichiellaceae. The transcript has a single exon. The record is from RefSeq and is a predicted model, not a curated record.